AUGGUGGGGGACAGCCCUGGGAAGGGCCACGGCAGUGGUGCAGGAUGCGGCCCUGGGAGCAGCACCUGCCCCGAGGUCCCCUUCGUCCUGGACAAGAGGAGCCACCCCGGGGUGCGGGGGGGAAAGGGCCCUUCCCAGGGGGUCACCACGCUCUCCGUGGAGACCGGCAGCUCCUUCCCACAGCUUGACAUGCACCAGUCCCUUGAGCCCCCUGGGCAGCAGCCCCUGGGCUGUGGCAAGUGCAGCCCCAUGGGCAGUGAUGCUGGGAAAGCUGCUGGGUGCAGCGGGGGCAGCGGAGGCAUCGGGAAGGGGCCGGUGAUCUGCAGUGCUGUAUGUGGGAACCCCUAUGCGGGGCUGGUGAGCCACCUGCGGGCAGCCUGGCUUUCAGGGAAGACGCGGCCCAUGGAGUACCGUGUGGCUCAGCUGGAGGCCCUGGGACGCUUUCUGGAUGAGAAGAAGCAGGACAUCCUGGAGGCCACCGCCGCAGACAUGGGCAAGCCGUCCUUUGAGGCUUACUUCACUGAGAUCCUCCUCUGCAAGAACGAGCUCAACAGCACCCUGAACAACCUAUGCCACUGGAUGAAGGACGAGCACGUGGACAAGAGUCUGGUGACGCAGCUGGACUGUGCCUUCAUCCGCAAGGACCCGUAUGGGGUGGUGCUCAUCAUCGCGCCCUGGAACUACCCCAUCCACCUCUUCCUGGUGCCCCUCAUCGGGGCCAUCGCUGCCGGUAACUGUGUUGUUGUCAAACCCUCGGAGACGACCAAGAACAGCGAGAGACUUAUUGCUGAAAUGCUGACCUGCUACCUGGACAAUGACUGCUUUGCUGUGGUGACUGCUGGCGUGCAGGAGACCACCAGACUGCUGGAGAACAAGUUCGACUACAUCUUCUUCACUGGCAGCCCCUCCGUGGGGAGGAUCGUGAUGACAGCUGCUGCCAAGCACCUGACGCCCGUGACGCUGGAGCUGGGGGGCAAGAACCCCUGCUACGUGUCCGACUCCUGCGAUGUGCAGAACGUGGCCCGGCGGGUGGCCUGGGGCCGCUUUUUCAACGCGGGGCAGACCUGCCUCGCACCUGACUACGUGCUGUGCAGUGUGGAGAUGCAGGAGAAGCUGAUGCCCGCUCUGCGUGAGGCCAUCACUGAGUUUUUUGGCUCCAACCCUCGGGAGUCCCCCGACUUUGGCCGCAUUGUGGGGGAUAAGCAGUUCCGCCGCAUCCGGGCGCUGCUGUGCAGUGGACGCGUGGCCAUCGGAGGACAGACGGACGAGAAGGAGCGCUACAUCGCUCCCACGGUCCUGGCAGACGUGCUGCCCUCUGAUCCGGCCAUGCAGGAGGAGAUCUUUGGGCCCAUCCUGCCUAUUGUCGUUGUGGCCAACAUGGAUGAAGCCAUUGACUUUAUCAAUGCGCGGCCGCAACCGCUGGCUAUCUAUGCCUUCUCCUGUGACAGCAAGGUGGUGAACCAGGUGCUGGAGCGGACAAGCAGCGGUGGCUUCUGUGGCAACGACACCCUGAUGCACGUGACGUUGACCUCGCUGCCCUUCGGUGGGAUCGGAAACAGCGGCUUGGGGAAAUACCACGGCAAGUUCACCUUCGACACCUUCACCCACCACCGCGGCUGCCUGCACCGCAACAUGGGCCUGGAGGCCCUCAAUGCCCUGCGCUACCCGCCCUACAGCCAGCAGAAGCUGGGGCUCUUGACGGCCACCUUCGAGAUCAAGCGCAAGGGCAUGUGCACCCUGCUCUGA
This is a messenger RNA of Haliaeetus leucocephalus (bald eagle), 1746 nucleotides long. Its product is annotated as aldehyde dehydrogenase family 3 member B1-like. The transcript is spliced from 11 exons. Gene Ontology annotation, biological process: aldehyde metabolic process. The record is from RefSeq and is a predicted model, not a curated record. Gene Ontology annotation, molecular function: aldehyde dehydrogenase (NAD+) activity. Gene Ontology annotation, cellular component: cytoplasm. Bases 1 to 1746 code for a protein of 581 amino acids. Lineage: Eukaryota; Metazoa; Chordata; Aves; Accipitriformes; Accipitridae.